This is a messenger RNA of Notodromas monacha, 1266 nucleotides long. Lineage: Eukaryota; Metazoa; Arthropoda; Ostracoda; Podocopida; Cyprididae. The record is from the annotation of a GenBank genome assembly.
AUGGCGUCUGAUGAAGGGUUGCAUGGGAAACUGAUAGUGCGAGGAAGUGCUGUGCAAUGGCCGGGGCGACUAAUGAUGCUGCGUGGCGCAUUCGUCUAUUUUGUAGCUCACCAAAUUUUGAAAGACAUCAUGAAUCCGAAGGGAAUGAAGGGAAGUCAUUUUGGUAGCUCACCAAAUUUUGAAAGACAUCAUGAAUCCGAACAGCGAGCGGCUAGUCACAUGGGAGCCGAGGGUGGCAGUGGUGUCGUGAACAGGAAGCGUUUGUCGAAGCGGUUGAGUGAGUCAGGCGGAGACACGGGAGUAGCUGGAGGCGGAGGUGUGCCGGUUGGACAGAAUGAGCGAACUGGAGGAUCGGAGGUGGGGGAUCUUGAAGACUCAGCGAUCCAGAGUGCAGCACGUGUCGUGGAACGCGGACGUUACGAGUGCUCCAUUUGCACGACGGUCUGCGUGGACCGACAAGGAUUCGCGGACCACCUUUUUGGCUUCCAUUUGGGCAUCGCUCGGUUCUUCUGCCGUUUCUGCGACAAGAAAUUCUACUAUAGGCCAAAAGUGUAUGAACACAUCCGUGAGGCGCACUCGAAGAACGUUGCUGGCAAGAAGAAGAAAGGCGUGGUGCCGUUCUUGUACCAAAUUGAGCCGGACGCCAAGGUGAAGCUUAUGACGUUUCUCAAGGGCAGGGACGGACGGGACGGUGCAACGGCAGUGGAGCUGCAUUGUCUGGGCUCUCGCGUGGCUGGUGUUAGGCGUCAGCGUGGCGGAAAAAGCACGGGGAAGCCGAAGGCCGUGAAACCUGGUGGACCGAAAGCGUUGUUCCCUUGCCACUGGUGUGACAAGGAGUUCACUGCACAGUCGUACUUGGAUCGACACGUGAAGAAAGGUGGCUGUAAUCGACGCCGCGGGAAGCUUCGCGCAGCAACACCCGUGGAACACACUGGAAACGGUGCGACGCACACGCCGUCGCCGACGAAUUGCUCGCCGUCUCCAACGGCCACUCCGACGCCUUCGCCCGCGUCCUCGGCGUCCCAACCGUCCAUUCGGAGCCCACUUUCAAACAGCUCGUCGGACGGCGGCUCGGCCGGUAAUUCGGGUUUUCGGCAGCCGUUCCAGCCACGUGGCGGCCCGAACACGCAACAGUCUGUUGUGGCCGACUCCGGACAGCGCCAUGCGGUUUCUGCAUCCACGCCCUACUUCCAACACUUCAACCACCCGCACCCUCCGCGCCAGCCAGGCGACGAUCCCGAGUCGUACGUCCUCCUUGAGCUUUGA